This is a messenger RNA of Eruca vesicaria subsp. sativa (arugula), 2285 nucleotides long. NCBI's taxonomy places the organism in Eukaryota, Viridiplantae, Streptophyta, Magnoliopsida, Brassicales, Brassicaceae. The record is from the annotation of a GenBank genome assembly.
GGAAGCUACAAGUUCAGUUCACACACACACACACACAUCAUAACCAAAAGCUACUCUACUCUCUCUUACUAGGUAACAAUGGAGUCGGGGUCGGGUUUGGAUCCGAAUAGUAGUAGUAAGAGCAAAGGAGGAGGUGGCAAUGGAGAGGGAAAGUUCGGUGCGUUCAUGAAGAGAGUAGAACCCUUCUUACCAAGAAAGGACUUGAACCCGAUAGAGCUGAGAUCUUGGGCCAAGAAAACCGGUUUUGUCUCUGAUUACUCGGGGGAAACCAGCACAAAGUUCGGUGAGAGCUCUAGUUUUGAUUUGCCAAAAGGUAGAGAUCAUCAUCAAAUAGAACAAGUGACGUCACGUCAAACCGACCUCGACCCGAUUCUGGACCGAAGUAGUAGACGAUCUGAUAUCGGAUCUGAUUCCGGUUCCAAACCGGGUUCUGUUGAGGAAGAGAGGGGAUCAAACCGGAAUGAGAUGGAGAAUGAAGGCGGGAAAAGCAGUAGGGAUUUAGAAAAUGGAUGUUACUAUCCAGGUGGUGGAGAAGGAGAAGGUGAAGGUUGGCCUAAACCCAUUGUAAUGAAGUAUGGUCUCAGAGACAAUCCUACUGGCUUCGGUGCGCUUAUUUAUUACGGUUUGCAACACUAUCUCUCACUUGCUGGUUCACUUGUGUUUAUACCUCUUGUUAUUGUCCCAGCCAUGGAUGGUUCCGAUAAAGAUACAGCCGCAGUGAUUUCAACAAUGCUGCUUCUUACUGGAAUCACAACCAUACUUCACUGCUAUUUCGGUACUCGUCUUCCUUUGGUUCAAGGAAGCUCAUUUGUUUACUUAGCCCCGGCUUUGGUUGUCAUCAACUCAGAGGAGUUUAGGAACCUCACUGAGCAUAAAUUUCGGUACAUAAUGAGAGAACUGCAGGGAGCUAUAAUCGUUGGUUCACUGUUCCAGUGCAUUUUGGGAUCCACUGGUCUCAUGUCUCUCCUUCUUAGAUUUAUUAAUCCAGUUGUAGUAGCACCAACAGUAGCUGCAGUAGGAUUAGCAUUCUUUAACUAUGGAUUUCCACAAGCCGGCACUUGUGUUGAGAUCAGCAUUCCUGUAAUAGUUCUCCUUCUCAUUUGCACAUUGUAUCUUCGUGGAGUUUCACUCUUUGGUCAUCGCAUAUUCCGAAUUUACGCGGUGCCGCUUAGUGCCCUGAUCGUCUGGACAUACGCAUUCUUUUUAACAGUUGGUGGUGCAUAUGACUAUAGAGGUUGCAACGCCGACAUACCAAGCUCUAACAUACUAAUAAACGAAUGUAAGAAGCACGCGUAUACUAUGAAGCAUUGCAGAACAGAUGCUUCCAACGCUUGGACAACUUCUCCUUGGCUCAGAAUCCCUUACCCAUUUCAAUGGGGGUUUCCUAAUUUUCACAUUAGAACUUGUAUCAUUAUGAUCUUUGUGUCUUUAGUUGCAUCAGUGGAUUCAGUUGGAACAUAUCAUGCUACGUCAAUGUUAGUGAAUGCUAAGCGUCCUACACGUGGUAUUGUGAGUAGAGGUGUUGCAUUAGAAGGCUUUUGCAGUUUAUUAGCUGGGAUAUGGGGUUCUGGUACAGGUUCAACCACGUUAACCGAAAAUAUUCAUACAAUCAAUAUCACCAAGGUUGCUAGCCGAAGAGCUUUGGCAAUAGGAGCUUUGUUCUUGAUAUUUUUUUCAUUUGUGGGAAAGUUAGGUGCUAUUCUUGCUUCAAUACCACAGGCUUUGGCUGCAUCAGUCUUAUGUUUUACAUGGGCACUCACAGUGGCUCUAGGUCUGUCUAAUCUCCGGUACACACAAACAGCGAGCUUUAGGAACAUAACCAUAGUUGGAGUUUCACUGUUUCUAGGACUAUCCAUUCCUGCUUAUUUUCAGCAGUAUCAACCACUAUCUACUCUGAUUCUACCGAGCUAUUACCUCUCCUUUAGCGCCGCUUCAAGUGGACCAUUCCAAACGGGUAUCAUGCAAUUGGAUUUUGCUAUGAAUGCUGUGAUGUCUAUGAAUAUGGUUGUAACAUUUCUACUGGCUUUCGUGUUGGACAACACUGUACCGGGUACUAAGGAAGAGAGGGGAGUCUAUAUGUGGUCACGAGCCGAGGACAUGGAGAUGGACCCUGCAAUGCAAGCUGAUUACUUCUUGCCAAGUAGAGUUGCUCAGUUUUUCCGUUGCAGUUGUUGUUAGUAGAUGUUUUAAGAUUUCAUUUUUCUUUUCCAAUAGCUUACAGAGAGACCCACAUGUUCUUACUUAAUAUAUAUGGAAGAAAAGGUUCUAAUGAAAAGAGUGUUGCG